Messenger RNA from Girardinichthys multiradiatus, 1507 nucleotides. RefSeq names its product complement component 1, q subcomponent binding protein (gene c1qbp). Gene Ontology annotation, cellular component: mitochondrial matrix. NCBI's taxonomy places the organism in Eukaryota, Metazoa, Chordata, Actinopteri, Cyprinodontiformes, Goodeidae. The record is from RefSeq and is a predicted model, not a curated record. Bases 141 to 1010 code for a protein of 289 amino acids. The transcript has 6 exons. Gene Ontology annotation, biological process: cytosolic ribosome assembly.
AUUACGCUAGGUCAAUGUGUCCUUCCACACGUGUUGCGUGUUUCUUGUAGAAGCACCAGGAGCUGUGAGGCUGACAGCGGUCUCUUUGGUUUUAGACGUAAUUAUCCCGUUUCUAAACAGCUUAUUAUACCUACACAGCCAUGUUAAAGUCGGUUGUCCGCGCAGUGGGAGCCGCUGUUCGCCUCUCUACAGCCGCUCCGCCAGCAGCGCGAGCCCUGCAGCUCAGCUGCCCGGCGUUGUGCUCUCCUGGCUCGGCUACGAUUCGGCCGUUCACCCGCUCUCUGUGGAUGCUGAAUAACAACGGAGCCUCGUCAGGAUACAGGCCCAAGCUGUUCAGCUCGAAAGUUUUAAGUCCGUCAGUGUCGUGCGGAUGUGGAGGGCUACACACAGAAGGUGACAAAGCCUUUGGCGAGUUCCUGUUGGAUGAAAUCAAAGAAGAGAAGAAGACCCAGAAGAACAAAGCUCUCCCUAAGAUGUCCGGAGGAUGGGAGCUGGAGAUGAAUGGCACAGAGGCUAAACUCACAAGACAAGUUUCUGGAGAAAAAAUCAUAGUCACAUUCAAUGUCAACAACAGUAUUCCUCCCAACUUUGAGGAGGAGGUGGAGCAAGGACAGCAGCAGAAAUCUCCCGAGGGCGAGCCAGAAAUUGUGUCAACUCCCAACUUUGUCAUCGAAGUGACAAAACAGGGGGCCAAACAUUCCCUUGUGUUCGACUGCCAUUUUCCUGAAGAUGAGAUGAGCCACGGUGAGGGAGAGGAGGAGAGCGAUAUCUUUGCUAUCCGGGAGGUCAGCUUCCAGCCCGAGGAAGAUUCAGACUGGAAGGAAACCAGUUACACACUCAACACAGACUCCCUGGACUGGGCACUGUAUGAUCACAUGAUGGACUUCUUGGCUGACCGUGGGAUCGACAACACCUUUGCUGAUGAACUCAUGGAACUGAGCACGGCCAUCGAGCAUCAAGAAUACAUUAAGUUCCUAGAAGAUCUUCAAGGCUUUGUCAAUUGCAAGUAGUGUUAAAUGAAAUUGUCAUAGUUGUUAGUGUACAAUCUGACAAGGAUGGUGGUAUGAUGCAGUAAACCUAAAGCACUCAGUGAUGCAUACACCUUUAAAAGCUAAAAGAGACCUGGUGGAGAAUGUCGCUAGCAGAUGCCACAUUGUGGUUUCUUUGUGAUUGAGGCUUAGUUUUCUCUCAUUUAAACCAGAUCAUUUAAAUGAUCACUAUGACAGUUGUCGUAAACUAUCAUCACUCUCAAUUCUGCAGCCCCUGACCCAGCUGUGGAUGAUUAAUGUGAUCUGAUUGGCAUUUCCUUCUAACUAAUAAAGAGACUUUGUUAGGUUUCAGCAGAAUGUUUUGUUACAGUUUCCAAUUUUCAUGUCUUACCUCUCACUGGCUAGGGAACAGAGUUCUUGCUGAGUGGUUGUGGUUUGUCAGAUGCAAAAGGUCUUGAUAUAGAUGUUCUGCUGAAUGAAGCUGGAAAUAUUAUUCAAUAAACCAUUUGAUACCCAAA